Diuraphis noxia (Russian wheat aphid) is the source of this 1313-nucleotide messenger RNA. RefSeq names its product complex I intermediate-associated protein 30 (gene CIA30). Gene Ontology annotation, biological process: mitochondrial respiratory chain complex I assembly; mitochondrial electron transport, NADH to ubiquinone. Gene Ontology annotation, cellular component: mitochondrion. Lineage: Eukaryota; Metazoa; Arthropoda; Insecta; Hemiptera; Aphididae. The record is from RefSeq and is a predicted model, not a curated record.
CACAAAUACGUCGUCGUGCCGACUGCCAGAGCACUUGCUCCGCGAAGGAGCGAUACGAUUUACUAACGAGUAACGUCGAAUGAUCGAUUUGUGUUUUUUUUUUUUUGGUACAAGUUACAAUUAAUGUUGCGAACCUAAUGUAGACGAUCAUCUAGCUCGGUGUUUAGGUUUCUGCUGUGUACUUGUGUGCCUGGUUAUCGAAACUCGAUAACUCUGCGCCGUAGAAAUCGAAAAUCGAUAUCUAUGUCCGGCGAUUAGACUGCGAUGCAGCGCAUCAAAACGUUUACCUURGUGUUAUUGCGGAACCGAUGGAAAGAUCCAUUUGGUGUCUACCCGGCGUUGACAGACUGGACACGACGGCGAAGGGUGCACACGUCAAGCACGACUUUUGAGUUCCACGAGUAUGAUAAGCGGAGCGGCUACGACACUGGGCUUGAGAUCGCUGACACGCGCAUCGAGAGAAUCCGUCUGGGCCUGAAACAACUCAAAAAAGAAAUCAAACUAUGGAAAAAAGAAAUGCAAGAAGUUCUGAUAAGCGAUCCCAUAAUCGAUUACAGAGCAGGAGAAAUUGAUGUGUUUUGGAGAUUUUAUGAAGAAUCUUCUUUGGAUCAUUGGAUUGUCACAAGCGAUAGUGAUCAUGCUGAAGGUUUUAGUAAAUGUGAUUUACAAAUUAGUCAUCAGGGUUAUGGGCUUUUUCAUGGAAAUCUGUGUUCUAGAGUCCCAAAGGAUGGAAGGAUUCAAAAUUCUGGUUAUUGCAAUAUGAUAACUAAACGUGUUUCGAAAUCUUUUCAACGAGACAGUUUUUUGGAUUGGAGUCAAUACACACAUCUCAAUUUACGUUUAAGAGGUGAUGGACGAAGUUACCUAAUAAAUAUACAUGUGUCUGGACAGUUUGAUAUCAUGUGGAAUGAUGUAUUUACAUUUGUGUUGUAUACUCGAGGUGGACCAUAUUGGCAAACCACAAGAAUACCAUUUUCAAAAUUCUUUUUUGCCAGCAAAGGACGGAUACAAGAUAAACAAGCACCAUUGCCAUUAUAUAGAAUUACUAAUUUUGGCAUUACCGUAUCAGAUAAAGCUGAUGGUCCUUUUCAAUUAGAAAUUGAUUAUAUAGGUGCUGAAUUUGAUCCUACACAUCAUGAAGAGACUGCAUAUGAAAUGUAUGAAGUUAAACAAAAUUAUAUUAUUGGUACAUGAACCCAUAACUGCUUAUAGUGUUAUUUUAUAGCUUAUWCAUGUUUAUGUUAACUAUCUUAUUAAACAAUAGUUGAAAUUUAAACUUAUAAUCAUUUAUUAAAUGAUAAUAUUUUAGUUUA